AGCAGCAUUGGCAGUCAGGACUGUAUGCACCUUUCCAUCUCAAGAUUUCAAAGUUAUGCACGCAACUCGCGCUGUCCGCCCCCCUACCGUGCUGGCUCGCCACCUUCACAAGAUCUCAUCCAGGACGCUUUUCGGCCUUUCUUUCAGGGGGCCAGCUCCCAAACUUCCCGCUCUCUCCAGACUCUCACAAGAUGACCUCUUCUACCCUCUGUCCCGAUCGCCAAUACAAACUAUGAGGAAACGCGCUGAGGCAGUGAGAUCAAUGGCGCCAUGCCCAGUAUGCCUAGAGGCUUAUGAGGAACGAAGACCUGUGCAAUUUGAGUGUCCAGAUUGUGGUUGGCCCACUCACUCGACCGAGGAGCAUUGGAAGGCUGACAAAGAACACUCAAAGUACUGCGCUAGGCUGCGAGAAGUGAAUGAAGAUGAGCAUGAUCUAAGGAGUGGCCGCGACCUUCAUGAGUUUAUCCUCCCUGGUCAGCAGGAUCUGGAGGAAGCUGUUUCCUUUGCCAAUUGGGAUACGUACUGGUACACUAGAACGCAUCCAUCAAUUGACACGGAGCGGUCGAGAAGGCACCUUUCAAAAUUGCUCACAUAUCCAGUCACCAUCUCUGGUGUCCUACAUGAAUUCAGCGGCCUAACAAUGAGGAACCAGCGAGUGACACCAGAAGGAGCCCGUUCCCUAGCAGCUCUUCGAUCAACUUUGCACCAAGCGCCUCCUCGAAACGAGGACGAAGAUGAACGUCGAAAAGUUCGGAUUUUCAUCUUGGGUGCUAGGGCAGAAUCUUCAUUGCCUCCUCAUGUAUGGCAACAGCUCCCGUACCUGUUUCCAGGGUGUCGGUUCCACCUAUUCUUCAUUGGGCCCCAGGUCUCAAUCCCGUCUAAUGCUGAUCCAUCCGGUUCAAUGUCUGAAUCGUCCUCCACACUUUUCGAGCCCCAAUCCAUGAAACCGAACUUGGGCUCAUUACGGGUCCGUGAUCAAGAUGUACAAUAUGGGGUCCCAUCAUACACUGUUGCUUAUUCGCCAACAUUGACACUAACAUCAUUGCAAUCAACAUAUGCUGCAAUUUAUAAACAUUUCGGUGCAAUGGACCCCUUUCAAGAUGUUUUCUUCGCUUUCAGCCCAGGAUUUGGUUUCCCCUCUCCAGUCAAUCCUGAUGUGCCACAGGCAGCAUCGCCUACUGAAUGGGGACCAGACCUACCAGUCAUCAUCAAGUCAAAAUGCCCACUCUUUGUCACAGGGUUUUCACCUACUGAUGUGGAGCGAGAUGUCCGUUCUCUGGAGAGCUCAGAGGGCGUUUCCGGGGAAUUCGAUUGGAUAAUUACUCCUGGCGUGAAUCCGUUCGGAAGCGAGAAGUGGGAGGUAGCAGAUUUUGACCCUCGUGUGAUGGUCAAAGUUAAUUGGGGGAUCUGGGGUAUUUGUGGGAAACGGCGGGAGGUGCAAGGACAGUAUCAAGUCGACUGAAGAUGCGGCCGACUUUCUUCGGCCAUUGCUGGAUAGAGUUUCAUGCUUCAAUGUGCCUUAUAUCAUUGUCAAAUAGACUAAAAACAUUAGUUACUGCUCUCCAGGCUGCGUACGCAAGUUCCAUUCUUGAACGACCCGGCCGUUCUCCUGUCACGCGGCGUUGACCGACUGAUUCGUGACUGUCAGCUGCCGGGCGACUUUCCUACACACCGUCCACAAAUGCCCAUCUCACUCGCCUCUGAUUCGAUUAACCCUCAGAUCGCUGGCAUACAGCCUGAGUUGUAUGACCCAAGACUAGUCCUGGACUCCACUGAAUUCCGCAUCCUAGGACACAACGAACGACCCACAAGCAAAGGCACAAAUAUUGCCUGUUUUACUAAUCCUAACCAUGAACUGCAUCU
Cantharellus anzutake is the source of this 1863-nucleotide messenger RNA. RefSeq names its product zinc-finger of mitochondrial splicing suppressor 51-domain-containing protein. The record is from RefSeq and is a predicted model, not a curated record. The coding region runs from base 56 to 1462 and encodes 468 amino acids. NCBI's taxonomy places the organism in Eukaryota, Fungi, Basidiomycota, Agaricomycetes, Cantharellales, Hydnaceae. Gene Ontology annotation, cellular component: extrinsic component of mitochondrial inner membrane. The transcript has 4 exons.